AUGCCGGAGGCUCGAGAGCGACUACUCGCCGCCUGGGGCGUCGAAGUGCAGCUGCUGCUGUUCGAAUCGUUCGGCGGGUUCGGAAAGGGGGUCCGUGAGAUCCUCCGGAGAGCGGCGGACGUGCUACAGAACAAGCUGACGCGGGCCCAGUACCUCGAUGAGGUCGUGAAUGAGCUUGCCUGUGGCGGGGGUGGGCGGGUGCACGGAGUUAAGUGCCUCGCCACCCUCGCAGGAGUCGCUUAG
Molecule: messenger RNA, 243 nt
Organism: Emiliania huxleyi CCMP1516
Lineage: Eukaryota; Haptophyta; Isochrysidales; Noelaerhabdaceae
Exons: 3
Coding region: 1-243 (80 amino acids)
Source: RefSeq, a predicted model, not a curated record